Messenger RNA from Exaiptasia diaphana, 2506 nucleotides. RefSeq names its product neuropeptide FF receptor 2-like. The record is from RefSeq and is a predicted model, not a curated record. The transcript has a single exon. Bases 467 to 1366 code for a protein of 299 amino acids. Lineage: Eukaryota; Metazoa; Cnidaria; Anthozoa; Actiniaria; Aiptasiidae. Gene Ontology annotation, cellular component: membrane. Gene Ontology annotation, biological process: G protein-coupled receptor signaling pathway. Gene Ontology annotation, molecular function: G protein-coupled receptor activity.
AUAAAAAGGUGGUAUGAUUUAUAGUACACCUGACCACCUAUCAAACAAAGCACUAUUUAAUCAAAGCAAUCGGCUGUUUUUAUUGAUUAUUAUUUGACAAACUAUUUUCUGGGACAUCAGGGAAAUUUUUAUCCACGCCCAUAUAAAACAAACAUCGUCCCUGUAAAAAGCAAACAGAUUUCUAAUUUAUUUGAACUUACAAAAUUAUGAUAAUAAUAAUAAUAAAAAAAGACUUUAUUAAAAUAUGUCUAUCCAAUCAGGAACUUUAAAUGCGCCUUUCGUUUAUUGACAAACACCAAGCACUGAUGUGGCGAUCAAUCUAUGUCAAAAUCAAAUUUUAUUAAAGCGGACCAAAGCAAACGAAUUGAAUCCCCGCCCCGCCGCACUUCCAGUUUUAUAGUGGCUAUAAGUCAGAGAUCAGAAGCAUAACCUGGCGGUCUUGACGGCAUAGUAACAUCUAGCAAACAUGUCGAUUGAGUUUAAUCCUGAACUCUUCUUGGACGUAGUUUUCUCACUGCUUCUUGUCCUCAAUAUAGCAGGGAAUUACCUGGUGAUAUAUAUCAUUUACAAAAAGCAACGGACUUCAACAGACUAUCUUUUACUGAACUUAGCGCUGUCAGAUAUGUUGUUUGGAGUACUUAUCGUUCCCAAAUUUUUUAAAAACACAAUAAUCAAGCGAACAGAUAAUAUAUUUGAAAACGUUUGGAUGUGCUUGUUGUUCAAGAAGGGAACAUUGCCUUACACAGCUAUAUUAAGUUGUAUUUCCACCAUGAUGGCAGUAACGCUGGAGAGGUAUUUUGCUAUUUGCCAUCCUCACAGUUUCAAGAAAUGGUUUUCUACUCGAAGAGUGAAAAUGGCCAUAGUAAUUUGUUGGUUAUUAGCCAUAGCUUACUACAUUCCUUAUUACAUUAAAGCUAAAUGUAGAGAUGUUGACUAUGAAAUUGCACAAGUUUAUUCUCUUUUGUCAAUGAUUUUGGCAGUGUUGGAGCUUGUGUUUUUGAUCAUCCUCUCGACAAAAAUCUACGUGUCGCUUUGGCUGAAACCGACUGGCAUCCAUCCUUCUGCAUCACAAAGAGAGUUAGAAGAAAGAAAACUAAAGAAAAAAGUCACACGUUGUGUACUUGCUGUCGUUGGAUCGUUUGUGUUGAGUUAUAUUCCAUUCUUUACCAUACAAGCAUUGUCCAAAUACCACAUCCUCUCGGACAAUAAUUUAUUUGGUUUUUCACCAAAGAAACUCAUUGAUCUCUUCCUGGCGAUUAAUGCUGCUGUGGAUCCAUACCUUUAUGCCUUUCAGAAUACUAGACUUAGAGGUUUCUUGAGAAAACUUCUACUUUGUGGGAAGACAGCAAAUGGGCAACAGGAAUGAACUUAUAAAAACGUUAUUACCUGAACUACUGAACGAAAAGUGAGUCCAAAAACCGGCAUUAACAGCAAAUGGGUUGAAUUGGGAAAGAAGGAGGAAUAUUCCAUUCUAUACUCUGCCUAACGAUCCCCGGCUAACGCCGCGAAUUUGGAGAGRGGUUGUGGACUCAUUCAAUCCACCCUUAGAACAGUCGAAUGUUCUUCUCCAAGUGAAGUGGCUUUUUUCAUUACAUUUACAUUAAUUUCAUUCCUUAUUACAUUUAAUCAUGUAAUGAAAAAAGCCACUUCACUUGGAAAUAAAAAAUGCCACGCCAUGUGAUUAUAUACCGAGCAAACGUUUUUAUGAAAACCAGAGCCGCAGAAAAGGAGUUUUUGAUGUCUGUUAAUAGAUUCCCAUCCAUGGGGAGCUUUUUACUUCUUGAUAUGCGUGCCACCCACAAUUUCAAUUCAUAGCUGAUUCGACUGGUUGACUGUUUGUCUUUCCGAGUGGUUUUGGCGCAAAUCAUUUGUUUUCGUACUUAGUGAUAUCGUAUAAUAUUCGUGUUUAUAUAUAAAGAUGCAGUUAGCGUGGUUUUAAACCAGAAAUAAAAAUUGGGUGGUAUAGAAAUCUAUUAUCAUGAUAAAUAAUGUAUUCUACUAGUUUUUUUUAUUGACUACAUGUAAUUAAUUAAUGUGUACUGUCCAUAAUUUUAAUUUGUUUUUUCAUGCUCCACGAUAUCUUUUCUGACGGCUGGCGCAACGACGUCAAAACGCUAGAAAUAUCGAGGCAGAAGUAAUAUCCUGUCUUUCUCAAUUUUCCAAAAUAGCUAGCCCGACUUCACGCUCUAAGAGUUUGAAUGCUGGAGUGAUUGGAAUCCUUUGGGUUACCUGUGUAAUCCAAGCUUGACAAGUGUAAUCUUAAAUUUCAGCUUGAGAGAAUAAAACCUCGAGAUCAAUUAGAAUAGCAACAUCAACAACACAGAAAACUAAAAGAGAAAAAAAGCCGAAAAAGAAAAACGACAAAGAAAAAGAAAAACCAUAACAAACGAAAAACAUACAUUUUAUGCCCACAGCAGGACUCGAACUCUUGCUUUUCAUACGAAUGUAACUUACACCCCCCCGGAUAUCUGAUUAAAAUAUGGAAAAUACGAAAAAAUGAAAAAUG